Messenger RNA from Pipistrellus kuhlii (Kuhl's pipistrelle), 3023 nucleotides. RefSeq names its product SLIT and NTRK like family member 1 (gene SLITRK1). The transcript is spliced from 2 exons. The record is from RefSeq and is a predicted model, not a curated record. Lineage: Eukaryota; Metazoa; Chordata; Mammalia; Chiroptera; Vespertilionidae. Gene Ontology annotation, molecular function: protein binding. Gene Ontology annotation, cellular component: postsynaptic density membrane; glutamatergic synapse; GABA-ergic synapse. Gene Ontology annotation, biological process: positive regulation of synapse assembly; regulation of presynapse assembly; axonogenesis. Bases 570 to 2675 code for a protein of 701 amino acids.
AUCAGCAGAGGGUGUCAGAUCUUUCAGAGUGCACCAGGCUGGAACGAGCAGAGCUUCUUAGCAACUCUCUUCUUGCUCCCCUCCCCAUUCUCGCGCUCUCUUCCUCCCUCAGACAACUCGCCUCCCGCUCCCCCCACCCCCCGCCCUCCGCCCCCUCCACGUAAUUCCGAAAGAGCAGAGAAGCAAGAGAAGGAGAACAAGAAGCGAGCUUGUAACCGAGAUCCAGAGCCCAGGGGGGUGGGGAGAGAGAGAGAAAAAAAAAAAAAGGCUAAAGAGGACCCGAAGGGAAGGAAACGAAAAAGGAUGGACAGCCACCAAACGCAGCGGUUGCGGAAAUUUCCCAGCGCCAUUGGUUCGGCAGCGUGAGGGUUUCGGUGGAGCGUGAUUUCAGCACCGGGGGGACUGGACAGCACCUCGGGGGGACUUCUCGGCCAGCCCGCGGCGACAGCCAGAACUCCGCCAGCAGCCUCGCCACCAGAAGCCGCCGAGAGCCCCUGCUUUGUAUCAGAGAGGCAAGGAUGGUCGCUGUUACUUUGUGAUGAGAUCGGGAUGAAUUGCUCGCUUUAAAAAUGCUGCUUUGGAUUCUGUUGCUGGAGACGUCUCUUUGUUUUGCCGCUGGAAACGUUACAGGGGACGUUUGCAAAGAGAAGAUCUGCUCCUGCAAUGAGAUAGAGGGGGACCUCCACGUAGACUGUGAGAAAAAGGGCUUCACGAGUCUGCAGCGCUUCACCGCCCCAACCUCCCAGUUCUACCACCUAUUUCUGCAUGGCAAUUCCCUCACUCGACUCUUCCCUAAUGAGUUCGCUAACUUUUAUAAUGCGGUGAGCCUGCACAUGGAAAACAAUGGCUUGCACGAGAUCGUUCCGGGGGCUUUUCUGGGGCUGCAGCUGGUGAAGAGGCUGCACAUCAACAACAACAAGAUCAAGUCUUUUCGGAAGCAGACUUUCCUGGGGCUGGACGAUCUGGAAUACCUCCAGGCUGAUUUCAAUUUGUUGCGGGAUAUAGACCCGGGGGCCUUCCAGGACCUGAACAAGCUGGAGGUGCUCAUUUUAAACGACAACCUCAUCAGCACCCUGCCUGCCAACGUGUUCCAGUACGUGCCCAUCACCCACCUCGACCUCCGGGGGAACAGGCUGAAGACGCUGCCCUAUGAGGAGGUCCUGGAGCAGAUCCCUGGCAUCGCCGAGAUCCUGCUGGAGGAUAACCCCUGGGACUGCACCUGCGACCUGCUCUCCCUGAAAGAAUGGCUCGAAAACAUUCCCAAAAACGCCCUCAUCGGCCGGGUGGUCUGCGAGGCCCCCACCAGACUGCAGGGGAAAGACCUCAAUGAGACCACCGAGCAGGACCUGUGUCCUUUGAAAAACAGAGUGGAUUCUAGUCUUCCGGCGCCCCCUGCCCAGGAAGAGACCUUCGCUGCUCCUGGCCCCCUGCCAACUCCUUUCAAGACAAAUGGGCAAGAGGAUCAUGCCACCCCGGGCUCCGCUCCGAAUGGAGGAGGAGGUACAAAGAUCCCAGGCAACUGGCAGAUCAAAAUCAGACCCACGGCCGCGAUAGCGCCCGGUGGCGGCGCCCGAAACAGACCCCCAGCCCAUGGCUUGCCCUGCCCCGGGGGCUGCAGCUGCGACCACGUCCCGGGAUCCGGGUUAAAGAUGAACUGCAACAACCGCAACGUGAGCAGCUUGGCCGACUUGAAGCCCAAGCUCUCCAACGUGCAGGAGCUGUUCCUGCGAGACAACAAGAUCCACAGCAUCCGCAAGUCGCACUUUGUGGAUUACAAGAGCCUCGUCCUGUUGGACCUGGGCAACAACAACAUCGCCGCGGUGGAGAACAACACGUUCCGGAACCUCCUGGACCUCCGGUGGCUGUACAUGGAUAGCAACUACCUGGACACCCUGUCCCGGGAGAAAUUCGCGGGGCUGCAGAACCUCGAGUACUUGAACGUGGAGUACAACGCGAUCCAGCUCAUCCUCCCGGGCACCUUCCACGCCAUGCCCAAGCUGAGGAUCCUCAUCCUCAACAACAACCUGCUGCGGUCCCUCCCCGUGGACGCGUUCGCCGGGGUGUCGCUCUCGAAGCUCAGCCUGCACAACAACUACUUCAUGUACCUCCCGGUGGCCGGGGUGCUGGACCAGCUCACGUCCAUCAUCCAGAUCGACCUGCACGGGAACCCGUGGGAGUGCUCCUGCACCAUCGUGCCUUUCAAGCAGUGGGCGGAGCGCCUGGGCCCCGAGGUGCUGAUGAGCGACCUCAAGUGCGAGGCGCCCGUGAACUUCUUCCGCAAGGACGUCCUGCUGCUCGCCAACGACGAGCUCUGCCCGCAGCUCUACGCCCCGGCCUCGCCCACGCUCAGCAGCAAGAACAGCACCGGGGGCCCGGCGGCGGCGGAGACCGGCACGCACUCCAACUCCUACCUGGACACCAGCAGGGUGUCCAUCUCCGUGCUGGUGCCCGGGCUGCUGCUGGUGUUCGUCACCUCCGCCUUCACCGUGGUGGGCAUGCUCGUGUUCAUCCUGAGGAACCGCAAGCGGUCCAAGAGGAGGGAUGCCAACUCCUCCGCGUCCGAGAUCAACUCCCUGCAGACGGUGUGUGACUCUUCCUACUGGCACAACGGGCCUUACAGCGCGGACGGGGCGCACCGGGUGUACGACUGUGGCUCCCACUCGCUCUCAGACUAAGAAGACCCCAGCCCCGCUCCCGGGGGAGCUGGGGAGGGAGGGUGGGAGGGAGGGGAAGCGCUGCCCCCCUCCCCUGGCCCACAUCCCAGGGGUCACAGUCACUGAAGCCCAGACCCCCAAGUCCAGUGCGCCCCUCUCCCCCGAGGCUUGCUUGAUGGACAGAAGUAAAUAAAUAAAAACUGUGAACUCGCUCCACGGAGAGGAGUCUGGCUCCUGAGCUCCCUCUCUGGAAACAAAGAGCAGACUGUGGCUGCGACAGCGCUGCUAAAUCGCUCUUUGCUGCCAGCCCUGGCCGGCCGAGAGCCCCUUUCCACAAAGCCCAGCGGGGGCCCUGCUCAGAGACCCACA